AUGGACUAUAAUAUAUUUGAAGGAAUAAAUGAGCAACAAAGCAGCGCAUCAGAGAUGGAUCUCUCAGAAGAAGAUAACAACCCAUUUGUGGGCACUCAUCACCUGUAUGCUUCAGGAAUCGGGACUACUAUCGAUGAAGUUCAGCCGGAAAAUGUGAAUUCUCCCCCUUCUUCGUCAUCUUUGCCAUCUAGCCCUGCUCAUUCCUCAUCUGCUGCUUCUUCGGGAGAGUUUACGGCUUCUUCUACCUCCUCAAAUGCCGUUGUGGAAGCUGAUGCAGAAACGGAGCCGUUUGUUUCUUUGUCGAUGUCCACUACCGCUACCAUCAACAAGGAUGCUCUGCAUGAUCCUAAUGGGAGUGAACAGAUUCAAAUUAUUGAUGCUGGCGAUUUCAAAGACCCUUGGGGAAAACACGCUAUCGGUUACGUAAUUUUGUAUGAAAACAACAAAAUUAUUAGAAGGUACUCGGAAUUUCAUUCCUUGAGACAAUCUCUUGCUAGACUCCUUCCUACAAUAAUCAUUCCACCUAUCCCGUCCAAACAUUCUCUCUUUAAGUACAUAUGGAGCCCUAUAAAUGCCACAAAUGAUUCCAAAAUCAUCUCCACCCGAAAGAAAAUGCUCAAUUCAUUCUUAUGCAACUGUUUGGAUAUUCAAGAAAUAAGUAAUGACAUCGUAUUCCAAAAAUUUUUGAAUCCUGAAUUCAACUGGAAAGAUGUUUUAAGCUCAUCACCAAUAAUAAUACUGCCUUUGAAUAACCUUUUAGCUCCACCAUUAAACCCAACCAAGCCAAGUCCCAUGCAUUCUAUUCUACCAAUUCCAUCCAAUUCGUCUUUGAAGAACUACAAUUCCAUUUGGCAACAACACAUCACAAUAAAAAGUAACAGUAAAGUUUCUAAGCUCCCAAUAGAAAUUCUACAAAACGAAUUGCAGUUUACACAUAUUGAAAACCUAUUUCAAAAUUAUAAGCGAAUAUUCAAUCAGAUAUUGAAAAAUAUAAGAUCAAAUAAGUCACAUUUCCACUCUUUGUCCACAUAUUUUGCUGAAUUGGGUGCAUAUUAUAACGCUUUUAGUUUAGAGAAUGACAUAACCAUUUCCAACAGCCUCCACCAACAUAACAGCAACUCAAAUAACCCAAUGAUGGAAAUCAUCAGCCACAUCGAAAAGAUAGGCCACUCAUUCGAUAUUAUAUACAUAUCUUCCGAGAUAUUGAUAGAGAAAUACAACUCUGUCCUUGAGGACCCCAUCAAUGAGUUAUUACAGUUCCUGAAUGAAUCAUUCAGAGUGUUAAAUUUCAAAAAGUUAAAGUUUUUGCAAUUUAAAAUCUUAGAGAAACUGAUUAUCGAGAAACAGGCUAAACUCUCGAACCUUACCGAGAUUGAAAACCAAUUACAAAAGAUCAAUGAAAGCCUGAUGCAUUCGACUAUAUUAACAGAUGAUAAUACCAUAGAUAUAAAGCCCGCUGAACCAACAUCUAUCACAAAGGACGUGAGAUCGCUAUCGAAAUCAAGCUCAACUUCAAAUUCCCGUGGACAUCAAAACGAAAUUCAUAUAGGUGCAAGCAAACUGAACUACAAAACUUCUACACCAACAAUGAAUUUGAACAAACUGGAAGUCAAACAAUUAACUGAACAAGAGAGAUCGAAACAGAUAAAACAAUUGAACCAAGAUUUAUCUAAGUUAAAAGAUUGUUUAUCGAUUUGUGUAUCGGAUAUGGUAGAAAUCAACACUUCGUCCUACAAUAGCUUAAUGCAUGCAUAUAAACAUAUUCACCUGACCAUCGCUAAGAUUUUGAAGCUUUUUACAACUAGCUUCAAAGCCUGGAUCAAAGAAUGUCUGAAAAAUUGGAAACUCGCCAAGUUACAAAUCGACCAGGCAUUAUAA
Messenger RNA from Saccharomyces mikatae IFO 1815, 1878 nucleotides. It is a transcript of the gene SNX41, whose product is annotated as Snx41p. Gene Ontology annotation, biological process: retrograde transport, endosome to Golgi. Bases 1 to 1878 code for a protein of 625 amino acids. Lineage: Eukaryota; Fungi; Ascomycota; Saccharomycetes; Saccharomycetales; Saccharomycetaceae. The record is from RefSeq and is a predicted model, not a curated record. The transcript has a single exon. Gene Ontology annotation, molecular function: phosphatidylinositol binding.